Messenger RNA from Cyprinus carpio (common carp), 5646 nucleotides. Its product is annotated as ankyrin repeat and fibronectin type III domain containing 1b. Gene Ontology annotation, molecular function: protein binding. The record is from RefSeq and is a predicted model, not a curated record. Gene Ontology annotation, biological process: regulation of establishment of bipolar cell polarity; signal transduction; establishment of mitotic spindle orientation. Lineage: Eukaryota; Metazoa; Chordata; Actinopteri; Cypriniformes; Cyprinidae. Gene Ontology annotation, cellular component: spindle.
CUGCAUUGAAAAUGAAAACAGUGCAGAACCUUAAUACUGUCAGUAAGCAAGAGUCUUGCAAUGAAGUCACGCAGACCUGGCUUAAAUUAAUCCAUAAUGAUUGGGCUUAGCUUUGGUGCGUUUCAUUGCAUUUUCUUUGUAGUUAGGUUGAUUUCACUUCCUCGAUUAACAUGACCUGUAUAUACAUUCUGUUAAAUCCAUCCCCACCAUAUUUAGCUUCUAUCAGGAGAGCAAAACCGCAGACAGCAGCAGAAGCGAGAUGCUGCGGAGAGGAAAAUAUGCUGGACAAAGUUGCAUGCUAGAACACAAUUUAUUCUCAAUGAGAGCGGCGGACACAACCCUGUAAAUCUGCCGUCAAUGUGCAAUAUAUAUGCACUCGGUUUUGCUUGCAGCAGGCAAAAAUGGGCCAGCUGAUGAUGCAAUCUUUCACCUUUUUUCAUCUUUUAAAUUGCAUUUUAAUUUACUUUCAAUAUCCAGCCAAGAAGUUAAAGAAAAAAGGGAUGUAAUAGAUGAACUGGAGCACAAAAAGACAAGCGAUGCUCUCCCGUCCUCAGCCCGUAUUGAUUUUAUGAACUCCACUCUCUGAAGUGCAGCCCAGUCUGCCGUCUUUAUCAAAGCAGGAUUCACACACACACACACAAACAGAGAUGCGUCGUUCUGAAUGCAAAACAGUUGGCAAAAACCAUUCAUUCUAGCAGCGUUGCUGCCUUUCUCUGAUUCCUUUUUCAUCUUUACUCAUUCAUUUUUUGCUCCUCCUCUGCUUUAGAUCAUAUUAGUUCUUUCAGAGCGUUCGGCACGCAUUUAUGAGAGCGCGAGAGAGAGAGAGAGAGUCAGAGAGAGGCUGAGUGAGAGCGAGAGAUGCAGGAUGCUGAUGAUGUUGCCGCAGCACUGAUGAUGCUCCGGAGGGAGAAUGCUGAAAGACACACUAAACUCGAUCGCGUCCGUCUCAUUGCAUCUCUCUCGUGACAGGCUGCUUUUGGAGGAAGUUUAUAAGUGUGGCUAUUUUCAGCGUGUGAACGAGCAACUGCUGCUGCUCCGCGUUCACUGCUGUUUCUGUGGGGAUGUGAGUGAAGGAAUAUGAUACAGCUGCUCAUGGAAUAACAGCAGACCGCGGACGCACGCACACACGCUAUGGACAGAAUGGCAAGUUUUGGGAAACUUACGGAUUACUUUAACCGCCGGCGUUCCAGGGAUGAGCUCAUGGCUCGGAGGGACGGCCGUCGCAGUGGCAGUUACUGCUGCACGGUAGCCGAGGCCAGGUCUUUGGAGCGACGGCUACAGAGGCCUCUCUUGGCCAAAUCCAGGACAUUACCCAGCAUCCCUCAGUCCCCAGCCUCCGUCCGUGUGCAGCAGUCAGAGAACAUUUGUGAACGUCAACGGCGUCCGCGUGUUCCCUCCAGCCCUGGUGGUCUUGAAGCGUGUACCCUGCCUCCUGCAGGCGAGAUGUGGCGGCUGGAAGAUGAAAAUGAGGCAGACGUCGCUCCGGGUGCUGUCGACCCGCGGCCGCGCUCUCAGUCGCCCUUCUCACAUUUCCGGCGGCGGGCGGCGUAUCUGAGAAAAAGCAUCUCAGCCGAUGAUCACCUGGGAGAGGCGGAGUUUGAACCCGGCCAGCCAGAGGGGAGGAGCUUCGCCGAUCCCAAAGUCAAACUGAAGAGGAAGUUUAGUCUGGGCUCCAUCGACAGGAAGGGAACACGGCAGAGAAGGACUGAGUCUGGGAUUGUGAAGUUCACCCAGAGACUCUCUUUGAAGGACAAACACUGCAAGGAGGACAGGAGUCAGUCGUCCAGACCUCCGGCCUACAGGAGGCGCUCUCUCAGCGUAGACUGGGCCGAAUCCAAAAUGACUCAACAGAUUCCCGACCCCCAUCCUCUGAUUCCACGCAAAUACUCCAGCACGUCAUGUUCGUCUCCGCCAAGCGCCGCGCGACGCCUCUACAGAAACCUGUCUGGAAAGUUCCGCACGGCCAACUUGGCUCUGGAUGAUGCGGCGCUCCCGAUCCAGUCGGACAAGGACCAUUCGCACAAAACCACCAUGUUCCAGGGAAACGAGGCUCUGUUUGAAGCCGUGGAGCAUCAGGAGCUGGACGUUGUGGAGUCUCUGUUGAACACCUUCAGUCUGGAGGAGCUGGACUUAAACACACCCAACAGUGAAGGACUGCUGCCGCUCGACAUCGCCAUCAUGACCAACAACGUCCCCAUGGCCAAACUUCUGCUGAGAGCCGGGGCCAAAGAGAGUCCCCACUUUUUAAGUCUUGAAGGCAGAGCCACUCACCUGGCCUCGCUGGUGCAAGAGGCGGAGCAUCGCAUAGCAGAGCUGGUUGCCCAGGUGACGGGGGAGGAGCCUGUGGAAAGGGAGGAGUCAAACAGAGAGAGACAGCUGAAAACCUGGGAAUGGAAGCUCCGCCUCUACAAACGCAUGCAGACGGGAUUCACACACGCCAGUCCUCCUGAGCCACCCAGCGUCGUUGAUCUAUCUGUCAGCAGUAGCACCAGUCUCAGAGUUUACUUCCAAGAGCCUCUCUGUCACAACUCUGCUGUUAUUACCAAAUACCGCGUGAGCUGGAGCAGCGUUCCUUCAUUUACUCCAUUACUGGGUGAGACGGUCAUUGAAGACGUGACUCAGCUCCAGUAUGACAUCACUGGACUUCCAGCGUGCACCUGCUGUUAUGUCCAGGUAUCAGCAUAUAAUAUGAAGGGAUGGAGUUCACCUCAGAUAUCUGAACCCGCUUGUGCUACAGUCUCAAGUUGGAGGGAGGUGGAUGGUCUUCUGCCCCGUCAGCAGGGUCUGAAAGAGGCGUUAGAGCAGCUCCUGGGGCAAAUUAAAGGGGCGCACCAUCACUGCGCCUGCCACGAACAAUGCAAAGCCCCGUCGAACACCAGGAAACACUCUGUUUCUAAAAGUCUGAGGCAUCUCUUCCAGCCCACCAGCAAAUUUGUCAAAAAUCUGAAAAGAGGUCUUUAUCUGGCCUGUAUAUUUUAUAAAGAUGAAAAAGUUCUGGUGACUCCAGAGGAUCAGCUGCCUGUCGUCGAGGUGGACGAUUCGUACAGCUGUCACGCUCAGGAUUUACUCUGGUUCACAAAGGUGUCACAUCUGUGGGAGGAGCUCACCUGGAUGCAGCAGUGCAUCAGUCCUGCGCACGCCUCCAGUUCCUGCACGCUUCAGACGCGUCUCAAACUGCUGCAGGCGGCUGGGCAGCUGCAGGCCCUCCUGGGCACAGUGGAUCUGGGGCAGGUGUAUUUUGAGCCCAUCAAGGACAAGCAAGGUAACGCGGUGUUGGUGCUGAUGAAGGACAUGAGCGCAUGCGCGCCACUGGAAGGGGUACGCUGGAUUCCUGUCAGUAAAUUCCAGCUGCAGCGCAGGUCUUCCUCUUCUUCAUCAGAAGAGCCCAGCGCACUGGAGACACUUCUCACCACACUGCAUGAGAAGCUGGCGUAUCACCGGCGCAGCAGGAAGUGUCUGUCUCCGGGCCUGUAUCUGGGAUACCUGAAGCUCUACACCUCAGUGGACCAGAUCAGGAUGCUGGUGUCACACAAACACCCAAACGUGUUGUGCCACGUCAAAAUACGAGACAACGGCCACGUCUCCAGGGAAGAAUGGCAGUGGCUUCAGUCGCUGAGUUCACUGGAGGACAGCGCAAAGGUUUGUGACGAUGUCCAGAGUGCUCCACAUCGCCUCCUACUGGACUUACGAACCGCUGCUAAAGAUUUACUCGCCUACAUUAACAUUCCCAACCACCAGGCGCAGGAUUUCCGUGUGUAUGUGAAGGAGGUGGUUGAGUUGGGAGGGGGCGUGUCCUUCCUGUUGCUCCUCCCACCGUGUGAGGAGGUGUGUUCUCCGCCCGGACAGAACCAUCACUGCUCGCCGCGCUCGGGAUUCCUCACCCUGCCGCUGCAGAUCUUUGAGUUAGUUCAUUUCGAGGCCUACUGCCCCAGUUUCAUCAGCCUGUACUGCCGCGUGUCAGCUCUGCUGGCUCUGGAGUCCCUGAUGUCCCAGCAGACUUUGCGUGAGGCAUUCUCUGAGUCCGAGCACUUCGCUGCCAAGCAGAAACAUCAGCAGGUUGAGGAGUAUUUGCAGCAUCUGGAGGAGCUGUGGCGUGAUGCACGGUGGAUGGUGGUCCUCCAGUCGGCCCGGUAUAAGCAUCAGAGCUCUGGAGUGAGCCUGGGCUGCAUUAUAGACUUCUCCAAAGAGAGUAUUCCAGAGAAACCAGCUUCCACUUCCUCUCAGGUGGACUACCUGCCCUCACCGACCCCGUCACCAGAGAGCACACGCAAACACAACGAUUGCCCCGGUCUGUCGGAUGAGGAUAACUCAUCGGAGGUGUUCCUCACCACUGAUAGCGAGUACAGCUCCAGUGUGGCCCAGAGCACCAGAGAGCUGGACCUGCUCCCACCGUCACCUACCAGCUUCAGGUCCGUGGCGUCCACACACCCUUCCUCCUCCUCACAGUCCUCGCCUCACUCCUCUCAGCCGGACGUGCUGCAGACCGGAGGAGGGGUGAGCAGACGCGAGCACAUGAGCGCCUUCGACAGCGACUUCAUCCUGCCGAGCCGUCAGAUCGAGCUGCUGCGGGUCACCGAGAAGAGAACGGCGCUCUGCGUCCGCACCAGCAGUCUGGAAUACCCGCCUCCCGUCUCCAUGCCAACCACGCCCACCAGCUCCUCCAAUCAGAAGGGCUGGACACGCCCCCCCUCCUUCGACCUCUGCUUCUCCGCUCCCGAGCCCCGCCCCGCGCCGGUGCGCACCCUAUCAGAGGACAGCGGAGUCCAGCGACUCUCCGCCGGUUCCCCUCACCGACUGUGCCACAGCACACUGAGAGUUUACCCACAAUACCGCACCGGCUUACCCAAAGACACCAGUGUCAAACUACGCGUGACUCCAGAGACGUCGGCUAAAGAGAUGGUGGGUCUGGUGGUCCAGGAGAUCAACGCGGUGUGCCGUCACCUGCAGAAAGCAGCACAGCAGUGCACCUGUGCCCCGGGUCAGUGUGGAUACCCGUCCUGUGCAUCUGAGGUGUGUGUGUAUGACAGCGAGCAGCUCCAGCACUUCGGUCUGGUUCUGCUGGUGGAGGGGAGAGAGAAAUGGCUACAGGACGACUUCUGCCCGCUCAAGCUACAAAACCCAUGGACUCGCGGCAAACUCUGCGUCCGCUUCAAAGAGUAUUCACCGCUCGCGCUGCAGCACAGCAGAGCCACGACUGUUUGAUCACUCAAGCCUGUAAAUACACACACACUGGCUGAAGUGCGUAGACUACUGGUGUUUUGCUACUUGCUUCGUUUUUGAAUCACUUCAUGAGGUCUUAAGGUUCAUGAUUAGCUAAGCGGCUUCACCAAGACUGAUCCGCUCUCCUGCACUGGGUUUUAUUCACGCUAACCUUACGAGAAAAUCAACUUCAAGUGCUGAUCACUCACUAAUAAGAGUUAAAGUCAACAUCAAAUCAAAACUUAUGUUGCACAUUAUUUUCUAAAGAUUUUCAUAAUCCACCCACUGCUUUAUAUACACCAUACUAUAUGCAUAAAAUUGAUUCGAAAUGACAGUAAAUACAAAUAUAACUAUUUAUUUUAAAUAAAUGCUGUUCGAACUUUCUAUUCAUCAAAGAAUCCUACAAAUAAAACGUAGCAUGGUUUCUACAAAAAGAAAUAUCAAGCA